Molecule: messenger RNA, 720 nt
Organism: Paramecium sonneborni
Lineage: Eukaryota; Ciliophora; Oligohymenophorea; Peniculida; Parameciidae
Source: the annotation of a GenBank genome assembly
AUGUAUUAUUAAGAAAAUUUGAGAAAAGCUCGAGAGUACUUAAACAAAAGGUAAAAAUAAAUUGAUCAUCUUACUCGUAAACCCAUUUAAACUUAAAGUGUUAAUAUUAGAUAAAUAUUUGCUAUUUUCAGAUCCAAAGAUAGAAAUGAAAGUGAAAGUAGAUAAUUAAAAACAAUAUGUUAAGACAAAAAAGAAGAGAAUACUUAAGUACCACUUAUUGUUAUCACUUCUCAAAAUCCAGAACAUAGAGAUUCUAAUCAUUCUAUAACAGCUAAACUUAUUAAGCUUAAUAAAAUUACACGAAAUAAAACUGAAAUUACUCCUGCUCAAUAUAAUUUUAUAGAGAGAAUUGUUGAACCUUCAAUUAAAAAACCUGAAAUCCAUUCAGAAUAAAUUUCACCAUUAAGAAUACGAAAAAAUGCACCUUCUAAUUUAACUGACAGAAGAUCAUUCAUAGUCAAAAAUAAAGAUCUAAUUCAUUUGAAAGGUUAUCAUGUUCAAAAUUAAAAAUCAUAAGGUUGUAUCUUAACGAAUUAGUUCAUUCAUUCCGAAAUAAAUAGCCCUUCUUUUAAAAGAUUAAAUUAGACUUCUUAUUAAUGCGAUAAAACUAAGAUUUUCAACAAAAUUAAAAAUUAACUAUUAGAAAAAGAAAUCAAACUUAUUAGAUAAAUUAGUGGUUGGACUAUAAAAAGUUAAGAAAGCAUUCAAACACCUAUAUGA